Molecule: messenger RNA, 627 nt
Organism: Auxenochlorella protothecoides
Lineage: Eukaryota; Viridiplantae; Chlorophyta; Trebouxiophyceae; Chlorellales; Chlorellaceae
Product: 5-formyltetrahydrofolate cyclo-ligase
Exons: 5
Coding region: 1-627 (208 amino acids)
Biological process (GO): tetrahydrofolate interconversion; folic acid-containing compound biosynthetic process
Cellular component (GO): mitochondrion
Molecular function (GO): 5-formyltetrahydrofolate cyclo-ligase activity
Source: RefSeq, a predicted model, not a curated record
AUGUCCACAGACAGCAUCGGGCUGGCUAAAGCCGCGCUGCGCAGGGAUGUCCUCCAGCGCCUGAAGGGCAUGUCAAUGCAAGACAUGCAGUCUGAGAGUGAGUCGGGGUCUGUGGCGGUCUAUGUUGACUGUGAACGGCUGAGGGAGGUGCAGACCGAGAGCAUCGUCACUGCAGCGCUGAAGAGUUGCGCCAGGGUGUACGUACCACGCGUGCUGGACCGAGACAGCAACAUGCAUUUUCUGAGGCUGCAAGGCUUGGAGGAGCUGGUGCAGGUUCCACCCUUUGGCAUCCGCGAGCCCCCUCUGACAGAUGCGGCUGGCGCCCCACGGUCCGACGCUCUUCAGAGCCCUGACCCCCUGCAGCUUAUUAUCAUGCCGGGCCUGGCCUUUGACGAGUCCGGCCGCCGGCUGGGCAGAGGUGGGGGGUACUAUGACAAGUUCAUCACCUCCAUCCGCCAGAGAUCUCUGGAAAGGAGCUGGAAGACUCCUCUCCUUGUGGCACUGGCCUUCAAUGCACAAAUGGUGGACAGCAUCCCCGUCGGUCACCAUGACGUCCCAGUGGACGUCAUUGUCACACCCCGUGGCCCCAUCCUGUGCACUCGCCGUGGAGAAGAGGAAUGGCCCUAA